Messenger RNA from Rhodotorula graminis WP1, 944 nucleotides. RefSeq lists its product as uncharacterized. Lineage: Eukaryota; Fungi; Basidiomycota; Microbotryomycetes; Sporidiobolales; Sporidiobolaceae. The record is from RefSeq and is a predicted model, not a curated record. The transcript has 6 exons. Gene Ontology annotation, biological process: fructose 2,6-bisphosphate metabolic process; negative regulation of programmed cell death; regulation of pentose-phosphate shunt. Gene Ontology annotation, molecular function: fructose-2,6-bisphosphate 2-phosphatase activity. Gene Ontology annotation, cellular component: cytosol. The coding region runs from base 1 to 903 and encodes 300 amino acids.
AUGGCUCCCGUCAUCAUCACCAUGGUCCGCCACGGCGAGAGCAAGGACAACCUCACCGCGCUCUGGGCAGGGCACCGUGACGCCUCGCUCUCGAACCACGGCUUCACCCAGGCGCAACGCCUCGGCCAGGCCUUCGCCGAUGUCCCCAUCACCGCCAUCUACGCCUCGGACCUCAAGCGCGCCUACACGACCGCGCGCUGCAUCCACGACGCCAACCGCUCGACGCCCAAACCGCCCUUCACCCUGUCGCCCCUCCUCCGCGAGCAGUUCUUCGGCGAGGCAGAGGGCGCACCGGUCCUCUCGCGCACUGUCGGCACGGGAGCUGACUCUCUUCGUGUAUUUGCCGUCGCGCACAGCAUCGCGCCCAAUGCCGAGUCGCUCAACGACGUCGCCCGUCGCGCCGACCUCGUCCUGCGCCACUUUGUCCUCCCGCACGUCCUCGCGACCGCCCAGGUCCCACCCGACGCGUCCUUCCCCGACCAGCACCACAUCGUCCUCGUCGCGCACGGUAUCUGGCUCUCGGAGAUGCUCUUUGCCCUCAAGCGCGCCGGCGACCCGCACAUCCGGUUCGUCAAGUCGUCGGGCUACACCAACACCGGGUGGUGCCGCAUCGAGCUCGAGCUCGACGACCCAGACGCGGCGCACGCGCUCCCGAGCGAGUCGACGUCGCCCAAGGACGAGGCUGCCCCCUCUGCUCCUCCUGCCGCACCCGCGUCUUCCAUCCCCGAACCCGCCGACGCGCGACCCGCAACCGACCCCGAGCGCAUCGGUGUGCUCGCGUUCAACCAGGUCGCGCACCUCGAGGGGCUCAAGCGCACGGGCGGCGGCGUCGGGAGCGCAGAGCACGACGACAAGCAGCGCGGGCUCAAAGAGUUCUUUGGCGGGCAGGCGGCCGGCAAGUAGAAGUCGGCUGCGACGUCGCCGUAUUUCAAACACCUCGAGAG